UCUUCCACAACAUUUUGUUGAUGUUUUCCCCAAUUUCUAUUCCAAGAUAGAGCCUUCUCUUCAAAUUCCUCCUACUGUUUGGUGAAAUGUACCUUAACUUCUCUUUUGUUGCUUUUCAUAGCAUAUACACAUACAUUUGUCAGUAGCAGGGCGAUAACAGAAAAGUGUUGGACUGCUCUUUUAAGAAAAGAACGAAGCUUGAAGAAAGAUACUUUGUUUUUUGGAUCAUUAAACUCAAAGAAUGACGUGAACUUUUUGUGAUGUUUUCACAAAUUUUUAUGCCAACAUUGGACCCUUCUCUUCAAAUUCCUCCUACUGUUUGGUGAAAUUUGUCAGUAGCAGGGCGUAACAGAAACGUGUUGGACGACGACGAGGUUUUCUGGGGACUGAAUAGAUUCCUUAGUCGAGCUUUUCUGGUCUCAAUUAUUUCAAAGUAAAAUGUCAAUUCGAACAAACAAAAUGAAAGCUAUAAGUGUGUUGAUGAAACAAUUGANGACAUCAAGGAGGAAAUUCCAUGAAAGAGGAAGAGAUGAAUCAUUUGAUGGGCAAUUGGAGAAGUUGCGGUUGGUUCUGAACAAUAUAAAGGAUGUGUUUGUGGAAGUGAAGAAGAAUGAAGAAAAAUUGCUUGACACAUUAGCAGAGGUGUAUGACUAUCUUCACAGGUUAGACCGCAGGAAGCUGCAUCAAGACAUGCAUAGCAUUUGCGAGAGAAUCAGAGAUUCUGCUCGCAAUUUGCUCCCAACGCUUGUUUUUGAUGAGUCAUAUAAGGAGGAGGAUNACAGGGGUGNCAAAAUAUCUCNCUCAUCACAAGAGUUGGUGCANNNCCAUCAGAAGNAGAGUUGGACUGCGGAAGAUUUUNACCUGCAAGAUGUUCGAUUAAAAGCUUGCUUGUUACGUCUCCUAAUUUUUCCUGAGAACGCUAUCAUAAGGAAAAGAAAUGCAAUUAAUUUGUGGAUUGCUGAGGGUUUGAUUGAAAAUACAGAGAAGAAAACAGAGGAACUGGAUGAGGACGUGGGUUUGAUUGAAAAUACAGAGAAGAAAACAGCAGAGGAAUUGGGUGAAGAUGUGGUUGAUAAUCUUUUGGAAUCUAAUAUAAUUGUACGCUACGGUAGUACAAAGGAUCCCCGUGUCAAUAAAUUUCAAAUUCCUACUGACAUCCGUAGUCAGUUGAAGUUAUAUUUAGAUGGAGAUUUAAAGUCUAUUAGACCAUCCUGGUUACUGNUUGAUAGAAAAAANGUUACAAUAGNUACAAAAAAUGUUUCUUUACGUAAUAUUUUCAAUAUUGGUGCAAGUUAUCUGAAUUUUAAACCGCAAUGGGUCACUGAAUUGAAGAAUUUAGAGGUGCUUCAACUUGGGCGUUGGCAAGAUUCUCCUUUGCAUCAUAUUGAAGUUGGGAGUGAAGAAUUCUUGAAAGAGUUGAGAACUCUGAAGCAGUUGAAAUAUCUGAGUCUUCGUGGGAUAUCAAGAAUAUUCGAGCUUCCAUCCUCCAUUGCUGAACUUGAGAGUCUAGUAAUUCUUGAUCUGAAAGCAUGUCAUAAUUUGGAAAGACUACCUGAUGAUAUUUCGUCAAUGAAAAGUCUGACACAUCUGAUUAUGUCCGAUUGUUGCUUACUGGAAGGCAUGCCAAAGGGGAUUGAGAAGCUCACUAAUCUGCAAGUCCUCAAGGGAUUUUUAAUAACUACUUCUGAAAAGACUCCUUGCACAAUAUCGGAUCUUGCUGAGAAUUUGAUAGAACUAAAGCGACUCAGCAUACGUAUAGGAAGUGAGAACGUGAUCAUGGAUGAAGAGUUUAAAAGUUUGAAAAAUUUUAAAAAACUGAAGCAUCUGAAAAUAUCUUGGAGUGGGUCUUACCCAAGGUAUGCUAAAAUUCCUAUCAUUUUGCCACUACAUUUGAGAAAGUUGCAUCUUGAAUGUUUUCCAGGAAAGAGUUUGAAAGAAGUUUUGACAUCUUCUCAAGUUUACUUUUUAAAACCACCUGCGAUAAGUGAGCUAAAUAUAACUGGAGGAAAAGUGGAAAGUAUGACGCCAAGUUUCUUACAAAGGUUGCCCGUGUACAUAUUGCGUCUAAAGUACCUUAAGCAAUUGAAUGUCGGCAUAGACUAUUUGAAAGUAUGCUUUCCUGAGCUGAAAUAUGUAGAAAUUAAACAAAUCUCAAACCAUUCAUACAUUGUGCGUAAAUAUGAAGAUUAUAUUGAUUUGAAUAGGUUGCUGAAUGAAGAGUGGUGAACUAUAUGUGGUAAAAGUUGUGUAUACUUAUUUUGUUCUCUCAAUAGUUGUUAUUUACAUAAUGUUAU
Vigna radiata var. radiata (mung bean) is the source of this 2294-nucleotide messenger RNA. RefSeq lists its product as uncharacterized. NCBI's taxonomy places the organism in Eukaryota, Viridiplantae, Streptophyta, Magnoliopsida, Fabales, Fabaceae. The coding region runs from base 439 to 2226 and encodes 595 amino acids. The record is from RefSeq and is a predicted model, not a curated record. The transcript has 5 exons.